Messenger RNA from Acanthopagrus latus (yellowfin seabream), 2745 nucleotides. RefSeq names its product HERV-H LTR-associating protein 1. NCBI's taxonomy places the organism in Eukaryota, Metazoa, Chordata, Actinopteri, Spariformes, Sparidae. The transcript is spliced from 18 exons. The record is from RefSeq and is a predicted model, not a curated record. The coding region runs from base 373 to 2277 and encodes 634 amino acids.
GGACAGCAGCUUCCUGGAACCAGGAAACCAAACAGACAGAACCUCACACAGAUCAGAACCGGGUCAGACUGUCCUCUGAGUGAGCUGCAGCUGAAGAUCACCUGCUGUGGACAUGAGGACAGAGAUAAGUCCCUCCACCAGGAGGAUCGUGUCACGGUACCGCCCACACUGUUGGAUUGACAGGUGAUGUACAGAGAGCUCAGUGAGCUGCCAAGCUGCUGCCAACCGGUGCUGUUCAGAGGGGGGAAAACAGGCAGCGUUUAAUCCUUAUCUGACCGGAGGCGUGUGAGACUCUGGGCCGGUUCUGAUGCUGCAGGAGGAGCACAGUCAGCACCGCACAGUUCACAGCAGGAUUCAAGGAGCAGCAGGAUCAUGGCUGGUUUACAGAGAGCCGCUCAGCAUCCUCGCCUCUGUUUUAUAAUCUGUGUCUCUACACUUCUGCUCCUCGUCCUCUUCAGCCAAGCGUUUAGAGACAGACGGCAGGACGAGAGACACAAACGAGACAUCCUGGAGUCCACAGAGAUCCCAGCAGAGCACAUCGACCCAGCUGCCAUCGACCUCACCCCCCUCGUCAAUACUUUAAUAAAUUCAAGCCAAUCGGGCUCCCGUCAGCUGUUCUCCCUCCUCAGCGUGACGUCCUACAGCUCUCUGGCUCUCCACAAACUCACCCUGCUGGUCUACAACAUUUCCAGCAUCAGAAGUAUAGAAAGCAACAAGUUCAGGAGGAGAUUCUGCUACUGCGUCACAAACGAGACCAACGAUCUGACAGACUUCACGGCGAUCCUGUUGGACGUGAUGGGAAACUCGACAAGUUACCUUCACGAGCUCUUUAAAUCCGCCUCCAUAUUAUCAGUGAGCCAGAGGAACAACUCGGACUGUAUUUACAUCUGCGUGAUGGCGGGGAAGAUGGGCAGAGAGGUGUCGGAGCUGUGGCAGGUCGACUCCAUCACGCCGCUCUUCAACCAGACCAUCGUCGAAGGACCACACAGAGUAGGCAACAUCUCCUCCAUCAGACUGCCUGUCGAAUGGCACCAAGUUCCCACGAAUCUGAGUCACAUGUCUCCAUCUGGGAUGAGCUCCAUGUUAACCAGCAGAGUCCAUUCUACCGCACAUGUUUCACCAACAGCGAUGGAGGAAACAGCUGCUGCAGCAGCAAAGAUCAUCACCGCACAACCACUGGCCACGGCACGACAACCAACAACAUCCAUGAUACAAAGUCAAACUACAGCCAGCAGACAGGAGACAACAAUCGGGACGACACAACCAGUGACCACACAAAGACCAACAACAACAAGACCAACAACACAACAGAUGACAACGCAAAGACCAACAACUCAACUGGUGACAACACAAAGACCAACAACGCCAAGACCAACAACAACAGGACCAACAACGCCACUAGUGAUAACACAAAGGCAAACAACACAACUGCUGACGACGCAAAAACUAACAACACAAAGACCAACAACGCAAAGACCAACAACACAACACAUGACAACACAAAGACCAACAACACAACACAUGACAACGCAAAGACCAACAACACAACACAUGACACAACACAUGACAACGCAAAGACCAACAACACAACACAUGACAACGCAAAGACCAACAACACAACACAUGACAACGCAAAGACCAACAACACAAACAGUGACAACGGCUACAGAAAAAACAACAAAAUUGUCACAGCCGCUAACAUCAACACAACCAAGCACCACUCUGCAACUCACCACUUCAUCGGUUACAACAGCUGCAGCUCCGUUAAACACAAGUCCAGCCCAACGGACCGCAGUGUCGACCAGACUCACAACAGCCUCAGCAGUCCCCAGUCUGACCUGGCUAACCACAGACACACACCAGCCCAGUACAACAACCCAGCACACAAGUCUGUCACCUGUCCGUCCCACAGCAGGACCCACGCUGACCAGAAGGACUACACCGCCUCUCGACAGGAAAACUACAACUCUGAGCAAGCCAACGGAAAAAGCAGGUUGUCCUUGGAGAAGGCCGGAGCUGACGGACGUCUCCGUCUCGAGCAGCACGACGACCGUCAGCGCUCACAAGCUGCAGCCGUGCGUCCUCGAGCUCUGCAAGUUCUUCUCUCAGUGCCUCUGCAGACCCUUCAGCCAUAAGACGCGCAUGAAAAGAUACUGUGACGACAGCCACGUCUGGUACCAAAAACACACGUUCGAGGUGUGUCGGCGCGUCAGGAGAGUCUCCUUCUCCAGAAAUCUGAAACAGAGAUGCCUGACAAAGAUGUGCAAUAAACUGUGACCAGAGUGGAAGCAGGAGGGGAACAAAGAGCUGUUCAUCAUCACAGGAAGUGACUGGAACCACAAACUACAGCCGAGUGCUCUGCAGGAACAGAAUCUGCUGGCGUCCGGGUCGGGACAGGCUUGGAAACUGAAAAUCACGGGACACUGCUGCAGUUUCAUGUCUCUGAUAUACUUUCAGUUUCUGUCACUAUAAAGUAGAAAUCAUCUGUGGUUUGAAGUAGUUACGUAGGGCCAAGAACACUCAAGUCAAAACCAGAAGUUGGGAGGAAAUCUGGAAUGUUUAAACUCGAGCUUCGUAUAAAUGUUUACUCGUACUGAUGAUGUUCGACUAUUUAUGACAAUGAUAUUUAACACUAAACGUUUAAGAUCAACAGAAGAUGUCAAAGAAAACUGUAGAAAUCAUCCUCUGCUCCUGUCAAGAAUCCGAUAUUAUCCAUUCAAUAAAGAAACCUGGUAGAUUCUGUCA